This is a messenger RNA of Ipomoea nil (Japanese morning glory), 1404 nucleotides long. RefSeq names its product RNA-binding protein 1-like. The record is from RefSeq and is a predicted model, not a curated record. NCBI's taxonomy places the organism in Eukaryota, Viridiplantae, Streptophyta, Magnoliopsida, Solanales, Convolvulaceae. Gene Ontology annotation, molecular function: RNA binding. The transcript has 2 exons. Bases 109 to 1134 code for a protein of 341 amino acids.
AUUUCUAAUUUUGCUCUUCGGGUCCAAUUUCUAAUUAGGUUUCAUUUUCAUAUCCGAAUUGGGGGCUAGGGUUUCCAGAUUUCGCUUUACAGGCGUUGCGUUUGGGCAAUGCAGGAUUCGGACAGAAGCAAGCUGUUUGUGGGAGGGGUUUCCCGGCAGACUACCGACGAGACCCUCAGGGAACACUUCUCUAAGUACGGAACCGUGGUUAGCGCUGCGAUCGCCAAGGAUGGAAUUACCGGCAACCCUCGAGGGUUCGCCUUCGUCUCCUUCACCGAACCCUCCGCCGUUGAUAAUGCCCUCCGAGAUACCCAUGAAAUCCUCGGAAGAACGGUAGAGGUGAAAAAAGCAAUACCUAGAAGUGAACAAGAACAAAGAGAACAACAUAGUAGGCAGGGGUUGAGUAGGAGUAGUAGGACUAGCGGUAGGAGCGAUAACCAGUUUAGCACAAAAAAGAUUUUUGUCGGGGGGUUAUCAGCUACUCUAACUGAGGAAGAGUUCAAGGGUUAUUUCGAAAGGUUUGGUAGGAUCAUGGACGUAGUUGUGAUGCACGACAACGUGACCCAUAAGCCACGGGGAUUUGGGUUUAUUACUUUUAGUUCAGAGGACGCUGUUGAACAAGUUACACAGAAGAAUUUCCAUGAGUUGUGUGGUAAGCUUGUAGAGGUUAAGAGGGCUGUACCGAAAGAUGGUAGUAGCAGUAGCAGUCACAGCCACUUUUAUAAUGGUAGUGGAAGGGGUGCUUCCUUUGAAAGUUACCAGCACUUAAUUUAUCCACCUGUUAGUCCUAGUUACAGAGUUUUCCCCAGUUAUGGACCUAUUACGGGGUAUGAAAGUGUUGCAGGGUAUCCAUAUCAAGCUGGAUUUAUCGGCAGUGAUUACCCUGCUGGAACAUACAGUGGAUUUGUUUGUGGUGCUGCUCCUUUUGCACCUAGGGGUCCUUGGAUUGGCUCAGGAAGUUCAUUACCUUAUGGCGGUGCAACUAUCUAUCCUGCCUAUUUGAACGGUGGAGUUGGAGUGAUUGGCAUGACUACUAGUGGAUUUAAUGGGUUUAUGGGAACUGGAAUAAAUGGGAAACCCGCUCAACCUGGAAGCACAGGGCGUAUUUCAUUCAACCCACAGUCAGAUUGGUAGAGGAAAUGUACAUAUAAAUUCUUUAGCUUCUGUUGGAAACUUAGGUGUUGCUACUAGCAAAAACACAUUCGACGAGGUAAAGAAAUUCUGAUUGGCUACCUUGUGACUAGAUGUAGAUACAGUGAUAGAUUAGUAACUUUUCUGAUUGAGGAUAUGUUGCUAUUAUUUGUUAAGAUGUCCUUUCUGGGCUGCCUUAUAUAUCCCUAUCAGCUUUCUAGGUCUGUGUUGUUUUUUAUGUUCAAUAUAACUCUAUGAGUACAUAUUUAGACA